AUGAUUCCGCUUUCACUAGUCUACGUUGGAGAGUAUCUGAUAAACCAAGGAGUGUCUCAACUAAUUAUUUUCAACUGCUCCGAAGGCUUUCAUCUUAACUACAACGCUCAAUAUCGGUGGUAUCAGGCAAGUGCUUCCGUAAAUUCGAUAAAAUAUGACAGCAAAGACGAGAUCAACUUGGAAAAUAUGGUUAAAUGA
Messenger RNA from Ostertagia ostertagi, 198 nucleotides. The record is from the annotation of a GenBank genome assembly. Lineage: Eukaryota; Metazoa; Nematoda; Chromadorea; Rhabditida; Trichostrongylidae.